AUGACUUCAAAAACCAUCAUCGUGACAGGCGCUGGCCGUGGAAUUGGCCUGGCCAUCUCACAAUACCUCCUACAGAAGUCGCACAAGGUGGUGCUUGUUGCCCGCACUGAGAGUGAGCUCGAUGCUGUUAAGAAGCAGUACCCGUCGCAAGUAGAGUACAUAGCAGCAGACUUAACUGAACUAGAGAUCACAGACCUUGCUGUGAAGUUUGGGGGCCAGAUCGAUGGGCUCAUCGUCAAUCAUGGAGCACUGGAGCCCAUCAAACGGAUAGCGGACAGCUCAGUCGACGACUGGAAGAGGCUGUACGACAUCAACUUCUUCAGCGCUCUUGCUCUAGUACAAGCAGCCAUACCUCACCUUCGUCAGACCAAGGGCCGCAUCGUCCUGGUCACUUCAGGAGCAGCCUCCAAAGGUUAUGCAGCUUGGGGUCCCUACGGAUCAUCAAAGGCAGCCUUGCAUUCCCUCGCCCAACACUUGGCAGUCGAGGAGAAGGAUAUUGUUACCGUCUCUGGCAAUCCAGGCAGGACCGAUACGGGAAUGCAGAAAUUGCUGCGAGAACAUGGCAAAGGUCACAUGGAUGCUGCAGACCACGCCGGUUUUCUCGCUGUAUUCGAGGAAGGAAAGCUAAACAAGCCAGAGGGCCCAGGACGAGUCUUUGCGCAGCUCGCGCUGAAUGCUACGCCCGACUUGAGCGGUAAAUGGUUGCAAUGGAAUGGCCCAGAGCUGGCGGCGUUCCAGGGGGACUGA
Molecule: messenger RNA, 747 nt
Organism: Cryphonectria parasitica EP155
Lineage: Eukaryota; Fungi; Ascomycota; Sordariomycetes; Diaporthales; Cryphonectriaceae
Product: NAD(P)-binding protein
Exons: 3
Coding region: 1-747 (248 amino acids)
Cellular component (GO): intracellular anatomical structure
Molecular function (GO): oxidoreductase activity, acting on NAD(P)H, oxygen as acceptor
Source: RefSeq, a predicted model, not a curated record